AUGAGCUUGUUCUCAUCCUUGAGAGCGCCAGUGUUGCUUCUUCUUGAGGUGACGGUCCUAUUGUCUAUUGGACCUGUUUCCGGCGAUAAUCUAUUACUUGUUCAGCCGAUUUGGCGACAUGGUGAUCGUUCACCGACAACCACUUAUCCGAAAGAUCCAAAUCAGGAGAGUGCUUGGCCACUGGGAUGGGGUCAACUCACUCCGGUCAUUUUUUACAUCUCAUCAAAGUUUUAG
This is a messenger RNA of Anisakis simplex (herring worm), 234 nucleotides long. The record is from the annotation of a GenBank genome assembly. Lineage: Eukaryota; Metazoa; Nematoda; Chromadorea; Rhabditida; Anisakidae.